This is a messenger RNA of Daldinia caldariorum, 2716 nucleotides long. Its product is annotated as RNA polymerase III subunit RPC82-domain-containing protein. Gene Ontology annotation, biological process: DNA-templated transcription. The transcript has 4 exons. Gene Ontology annotation, cellular component: RNA polymerase III complex. The record is from RefSeq and is a predicted model, not a curated record. Bases 364 to 2370 code for a protein of 668 amino acids. Gene Ontology annotation, molecular function: single-stranded DNA binding. NCBI's taxonomy places the organism in Eukaryota, Fungi, Ascomycota, Sordariomycetes, Xylariales, Hypoxylaceae.
AUGGACUGUUACCUAGAAGCUUAGACCAUUCAAUUCCCCGCUAUCCUAAAAAAAGUUACCCUAAAAAAGUAGUUGCAUCGAAAUUAUUUUUAUACGCUAGGUAUUUGCUCACUUUUGCGCUGCGCAAACCAACCUUGGGAAUCUUCACCACCAACAAUUCUAUUUUUACUCUCCGCGUUCUACGGCGCACCUUUUCCACCUCUCUUAUCUACCAGAUGCUUCAAUGAAGCCACGGUAGUAAUUGUAGCGCUCUAGAGAUAGUGAGAGGAUCUCUAGAAGCCAACCCCUUCGACAAGUCCCCAAAUUCUAUCUGUUUAACUCGCGGCCGAAUCCCAAGUUGUCAGCCAGUCAGUUCAACCAGUCAUGUUAGUGACAAAAAACGUUGCAGAACUUUGCGUUCUGCUGAUCAGCGAGUUGUACGGCCAGCUCCCAUCGCGCAUAUUCGCGGAUCUUCUCGCAAGAGGCAGGUCGACCGUCGCGCAAGUAGCACAACAUACUUCGCUCAACCAGCGACAAGUGCGCCAUGGGAUAGCUGUGCUCGUUCAGCUAAACCUCGUCUUCCAUUUUACGGAUCAAGACUUGGGUAUUACGUAUUACGAUGCAAACCCCCAUGCUGCCUACAAUCUUGUCCGAACGGGAAAGAUCCUCGACAUGGUCCGUGAAAAAUAUGGAUCCAAUGCGCAUGCUCUCGUAAACGAGGUCCUAAUUCAGGGCCACACGAAGAUUUCCGACCUCGUCGCUGCUUUCAAGAAGACAAAUAUUGCACAGAACCAGGGCGUCAAUGGUGUAUCGCAAAAUGGUCACCACCAUGUUAACGGAAAUGGUGUUAGCAAUGGUACAAUCGAUAUAAAGGUUGGGGAUGAAGAUAUGCAUCUGGAGAACCAAGCCUAUGAUAGCCUCGCGCAGCUUAUUGCAGCUGGUAUUCUUGAGCCGCUUACUCUGGCCAUGUACCAGUCUCCCCAGGAUCUGAGAAGCACAAUUGAGCAAGAAUUUUUAGCGAAACACUACCCCACUGGUAUUCGAGGCUCAAAACAAACAGCCGAAUUCGACAAGUAUGUCAGAGACAAGCUAAGGGAGUUCCAUCUUGAAAAUACGAAACUAAAGAAUGACCUUGAAUUUGAACUCGAGAACGGGUCUAGCUCCAAGCGCCGGAAGCUAACAAACGGAAAUGCGUCCAACAUAUUCACCAACGACGGAGCAAAAUCCAUUUUACUAAAAUAUCUUGAUACCGUACUUCGGGUAAACUAUGAUAAGUGUGUAGUCGAACUUCGCAACCUAAAACUCGAGCGUUAUGUGGAAGAUUUGAUUGGCGACACUACAGCAAAAGUAUAUGCAACAUUACUUGACGUAUUGAGCAAAAAGAUUUCUCGUUGUCAAAUAGAUAGUUCGAUCGAGGUUGAAGACGAGAACGACGAUGCUUCUACGGGACCUCGUGUCACUGCUCAAGAAAUUUUCGAACACCUGAGCCCGUCUAUAGAUGUAUCAGUAGGGGUCGGGACCCCCCACGAAGAUGGCGCUAUUGAUAUCCGCCAUGCAGAAAAGAUCCGUCGGUUCCCUCCGCAACUUAAAGGCUCUACUCUUAAGGAAACACUCCAAGAGGGGGAAGAAAUUGUUCAGUCCGACGACGAAGAUUACGAUCCCAGUGGGGAAGCAGCCGCUAGCUUUGGAUUGCACAGUCAGAAUGGCUCUGACGAAAUCAAAAUACAAGAAGCGGACGACACUAUUCCUAUCGGUACCAAGCGGCUACAUCAGAUGCGACAACAUUUACUCAUACUUGCCGAGAGUAAGGAGGGUUUUGUGCGACACUGCGGCAGUCGUGAUUUUGGAGAGUGGACAGUCGACUUCGAACCGCUUAUGCAACAUCUAAAAUUCCUCGAACUUGACACGCUUAUUGAAAACCGCUUCGGCCGUCGCGGUUUGCGUCUGACUAGAAUUCUUAGAGAAAAGGGAAAGAUCGACGAUAAAACUUUGCCUAGUUUGGCUCUUAUGAAGAAACCCGACGUUCACGUCAAGAUGGCAGAGAUGGAAAUGGCAGGGUUCUUAGACGUACAAGAGGUACCCCGGGAUAAUAAUCGAGCAGCUGCCCGGACGAUUUUCUUUUGGUUCUUUGAUCUCGAGAGAACGUUGCAGCGAACACUAGACAAUACUUACAAAUCUAUGGUGCGGUGUCUGCAACGUUUAGAUGUCGAGCGGCGCAAGAAGGCGAGCGUCCUAUCGGUAGCCGAGCGAAAAGAUGUCCAGGGGAUGGAAGAGGAGAAGCUGAGGGGCGAUAUAUAUAAUGAAUACGUCCAGUUUCUCGCCCUCGAAAAGAAGCUUCUUGGCCAGAUUGGAAAGCUCGACGAUAUUGUAGCAGUCUUCAGAGACUUCUAGUGUUCAUUCUCGCAAUUGAUACCAGUAUUGGAGGGAUUUCUCGCAUUGUGGUGGCGUUGGUUCACGGGCGGUACAGCCAGAGAGGCUCAAAAGUGACUUUUUGCAUAUAGGAUGGCGUUGUCUUCUACUCAUUCUGGCCAGUUUAUUUCGAACUCGGAAUUGUGGUAUGUUGAACCACAUCUCCUAUUGUACGUCCUAACAGACGACGAGUGUACACAUAUUCCGCCUGAGACGAUACCUUAGGUACGUCUAUAGGCCGUUGUACAAUUACAACAACAACUUCUUACUUUCUACACUGUACCUAUGGUGCUAUAGAUUGUAAUAAUAUAUGCCAAUGCUACCUAGA